UUCUUCAGAGUGUGAGCGGUUUGAUUGGGCCGGUCAACGACCAUUCAUCGUUUCCCCCCGCCAUUCGUCGCUAGCUUCAUCUUGCUCUGAUGUUAGUGUCCCUUUCUACCGAUCAUACACCUUUCGGGUCUUCCGCCUAGGACUACAAUAUCGAUUAUCGAUAAACAGGCCAAGACAGUCCACGCUCAUUGUCUUUCGCUAUCUGUUAUAAUAUUAUUACAACCGACGACGACCAACUGCCAAUAUGAAAACCGUCGCCGCUCUUGCUCUUGCGGGCACUGCUGUUGCGCAGUCUUGCUCAGAAUCACGUGAUGGAACCUUCAACAUCCAAAUCACCAACGUCACCUCUUCGCAAGCAAAGCGCAGUCUUUCGGCUCGUCAGCUCGACGGCACCCUUACCGUCAGCCUCCAGGAUGGUGUAUUGAAGGAUCAAGCUGGUCGCACGGGUAACGUCGUUGCGAACCACCAAUUCCAGUUCGACAGCCCCAUCCAAGACGGCUCCCUCUACCAAGAUGGCUUCGGUGUUUGCGAGAACGGUACUCUUACCCACCAGGGAUCUGCCAUCUGGUAUCAGUGCUUGUCGGGAUCCUUCUACAACUUGUACGAUGAGUCCCAGGGCGAGCAAUGCAACCCAAUCUACAUGUCUGCUGUUGGUGGUAGCGAAGCUCCCGUUUCACAGCAACCUGAUGGACAGCCCGAUGCUCCAACAGCUACCGCCACCGGCGCCCCCGUUACUCAAAUCAGCGACGGGCAGCCCCAAGGCUCCACUGAUACUCCUGCACCCGAAAGCCCAGUCGUCUCUCAGAUCAAUGACGGCCAGCCUCAAGCACCAACUGAUGCUCCUGCGCCCGCGCCCGAAGGUCCAGUUAUUUCUCAGAUAAAUGAUGGACAGCCUCAAGCCCCGACUGGUGCUCCUGCGCCCGCUCCUGCUCCUGCUCCGACUGAAGCUCCCGCACCCGCACCUGAAGGCCCAGUCGUCUCCCAGAUUAACGAUGGACAACCUCAAGCCCCCACCGGCGCUCCAGCUCCCGCUCCCGCUCCUGAAGGUCCAGUCGUCUCUCAAAUCAAUGAUGGACAACCUCAAGCUCCCACUGGCGCCCCAGCUCCCGCCCCAACUGGCCCAGCUGCACCUGAAGCGCCAGCGCCUGCUCCAGCUCCCGAAGGCCCAAUCGUCUCCCAAAUCAAUGAUGGACAGCCUCAAGCUCCUACUGGUGCUCCUGCUCCAGUUCCUGUUCCCGAGGGCCCAAUUGUCUCUCAGAUAAACGAUGGCCAGCCUCAAGCGCCCACCGAUGCCGGUGCCCCCGCUCCAACAGCCCCAGCUGCUCCCGAGGUCCCUGCCCCCGUUGCCCCUGCCCCCUCAGGCCCACUCGUCUCCCAAAUCAACGAUGGCCAGCCCCAAGCUCCUGUCGACACAGGCGUCCCCGCUCCCGCCCCAACGACUCUCUCCCCCUCCCCCACCGGCCCCAUCGUAUCUCAGAUCGGUGACGGACAGCCCCAAGCCCCCAUUGCCACGGGAAACAACACGUUCUCGAAUCUUUCGGCGCCUUAUAACCCCGAGGAUCAGUUCACUGGUGCCGCUGCGACUGCACAGAUGAUGGGUAGUGUUUGCGCAGUGGUUAUCGCUGUCUUCGCUGGGGUUGCGCUUUUGUAGACAGUUGUGGGAUGGAGGGUUAAUAAGGAUAUGGUUUUGUGCGUUUGUGUUUGUGUCGAAGAGAAAGUGUGAGGUGGGGCAGUGGGUAAUGGGUAAUGGGUGGGAGGAUUGUUGGGAUAUGGAUAUGGAUAUGGAAACAAAAAAUCCGGCAAAAUUGGAUAAUACAGAAUAAUAAUACGGACAUACAAAAUACAUCUUAACCACCAAAACUCUACUAUCAAAACUAAUCAUGUAAAAUAUCAAGCCGACGCAUUAUCAGGCCACUGGGAGGCUAUAUAAAGUUUUCUUUAUUUUCUUCUUUUUUUUUUGUCUGGCUUCAUCAACACCACGGCCAUAGCCUCGUAUCGCUAAAUACACUCCUUCAGCAACUACGGUAAUUCCUACAGGCAAAAACAUGUCCAGUGCUAAAACGACGGCUGUCCGCCCCGCGUCGCGGGUAUCCAAAGCUGCAAAGGCGACUUUAACGACGGUGUCAUCAACGAGGGGCAGAGACGUUCGAAAUCGUACGCGGUAGGCGAGAUGGCCGAAAUCAACGGCUGCGGGCUUUUCGAUUCCUCUGUUCGUUCCGAAGACCCCGCGAAUCAUCUCCGCGAAUUCUAUUGUCUGUAAAGGGAAGUUUUGUCUUCCUUCC
This is a messenger RNA of Periconia digitata, 2282 nucleotides long. The record is from the annotation of a GenBank genome assembly. Lineage: Eukaryota; Fungi; Ascomycota; Dothideomycetes; Pleosporales; Periconiaceae.